AUGUUCAUCGGUGUUAUAAGCGGUACAUUUCCGGGUGUAAUCCCAUUGUCCAAAAGACCAGCUCUUGAAAAGAGUGGGCUUCCCGUAUACCAGCCCUCGGGAUCCGCCGCCGCCUAUCAACAGGCGCUGGCAAUGCAUCAGUCAUUCGUCCCGCUGUCAUUUUAUUACCCAAUGGCCGGACAUCCACACGGGGUUCAACGGUCAUUUGGAGCUUAAAACCCAUU
Molecule: messenger RNA, 224 nt
Organism: Medioppia subpectinata
Lineage: Eukaryota; Metazoa; Arthropoda; Arachnida; Sarcoptiformes; Oppiidae
Source: the annotation of a GenBank genome assembly